Microthlaspi erraticum is the source of this 990-nucleotide messenger RNA. The record is from the annotation of a GenBank genome assembly. NCBI's taxonomy places the organism in Eukaryota, Viridiplantae, Streptophyta, Magnoliopsida, Brassicales, Brassicaceae.
AUGGCUCGCUUCAAUUUGGUUCUAGUUGUGGCUCUUUGUCUCACCAUCUCUUUCUUUCCCGAUCAAACCACCGCGAAACUAAGCCGCAAGUUCUACUCCAAAACUUGCCCCAAAGUCGAACACAUUGUGAGAAAUGUUGUCAACAAGAAAGUUAAACAGACAUUCGUCACCAUCCCUGCCACUCUCCGUCUCUUUUUCCACGACUGCUUUGUCAAUGGUUGCGAUGCCUCGGUUAUGAUCCAAUCCACACCUAAGAACAAGGCAGAGAAGGAUCACCCCGACAAUAUUUCAUUGGCUGGAGAUGGAUUUGAUAUGGUGAUCCAAGCUAAGAAAGCCCUUGAUGCUAACCCUUGUUGCCGGAACAAGGUCUCAUGUGCUGAUAUUUUAACCUUAGCCACCCGAGAUGCUGUUGUUGCAGCUGGAGGACCAUCCUACAAAGUCGAACUUGGUAGGUUCGAUGGUUUGGUGUCAACUGCAUCGAGCGUCGAAGGGAACUUACCCGGACCUUCCGACAAUGUAAACAAACUCAAUGCUCUUUUCAAGAAAAACAAACUUACCCAAAAGGAUAUGAUCGCUCUUUCAGCUGCUCACACACUUGGAUUCGCACAUUGCGGCAAAGUCUUUAACAGAAUCUACGACUUUAACCGUACGAUCUCCGUUGACCCGACCCUAAACAAGGCAUACGCUAAGGAGAUUCGAUUGGCUUGUCCUAAGAAUGUGGACCCGAGGAUCGCCAUUCACAUGGAUCCGGUUACGCCCGAGAAGUUCGACAACGUUUACUUCAAGAAUCUUCAACAAGGCAAAGGUUUAUUCACCUCCGAUCAAGUUCUCUUCACCGACGGUCGCUCAAGGCCUACCGUUAAUGCUUGGGCCAGAGACUCGAAAGCGUUUAACCGCGCUUUUGUGACCGCUAUGACCAAACUCGGCCGCGUUGGUGUUAAGAACAGACACAAUGGAAAUGUCCGUCGUGACUGUUGUGCGUUUAACUAG